AGUGUUUAAUUUUUAAAAUUAAAAUUUCGUUUUUUUUAAUUUGUGCUUUUUAAAAUUUAGAAAGUUUUCGUACACUGAUAUGAUAAGUGUUAAUAAAAAGACAAUAAGAACAAGUGUCAGUUAGCGCGUUUGCGCGAUUUCAGUUUGCGUUUUGAGUUAGUAUCUCACUGCAAAUACUGUCUUGUUUGUUUAUUUGUAUCGAAAGUGACUGGACUGUGACAUUUGAAAACGAUAGUAGCUGAUAAUUGAGCCGCCACGUUUUCAGGCCGAAUAGUGAAAUUGCAUUGACUCAUUUUUACAAUACUCUGUGAAGUGUAUGUGGGAUUUUCGGAGAUUCUUUGUAGCCAGUUAACACCAAAGAUAUAAAGAUGAACCAAAAGUGCAAAGUUUGCGGGGAGCCGGCGGCCGGCUUCCAUUUCGGCGCGUUCACUUGCGAAGGAUGCAAAUCGUUCUUCGGGCGAUCCUACAACAACCUGAAUUCCAUCACGGAAUGCAAAAACAACGGGGAGUGCGUCAUCAAUAAAAAGAACCGCACAGCCUGCAAGGCAUGUCGCCUUCGCAAGUGCCUCAUGGUGGGCAUGUCCAAGUCUGGUUCCCGAUACGGCCGUCGCUCUAACUGGUUUAAGAUCCACUGUCUUCUCCAAGAGCAACAACAAGCUGCCCAGUCACAUUCGCCCCCUAGGGGCCCUCCGUCUUCGCAUCCGUUAGCGCCUCCUUUUCCACCUCACCUAUUCCCUGGUCUAACUAGACCGAGAACAAAAGAAGAAUUAGCGCUUCUAGGUCUCGAUGAGUACAAACCGUCAGGUAGUCCAGACUCUCAUCGGAGUGGAUCUUCUCCUAAAUUAGAUGAUAAGCGAAUUCAGUCUAGACCUCCAGACAAGCCUCUAACACCACCAAGAGACGCCUUUGUUCCUCUUCCUCUAGCCAACAUCUCCUUGCCCCAUUUCCCGCAUUCGCCGUUUUUACCGCCUCCGCCAUUUAGCCCGUUUGCUCCCAAUCAUCCGCUGCUGUUCCCUCCUGGGUUUCACCCGAUUUACUCACGGCAUCUCCUCGACCACGCUGCAUUGAGGCAAGCAGCCGAAAACAAUAAUGAUGUAAGAAUUGAUGACCAUAACGCGGACUCAUCGAAGCGAUUCUUCUUGGACGAAAUUCUGAAGCAACAACGGUCUUUGCAACCAACGCCUCAAGAAGAUAUAGUAUCUGAGGCGGAAUUUGUGCCUACGCCUCCAGCUGAAAGGAGGACUUCUGAAUCUCCAUUGCAGGAAAACCCGAUGGACUUGUCCGUUAAGUCAGAUGGCAGAUCCAGCUCUGCAAGACGAAGGUCGGAUGACAGUGAAAUUAUAGUACCGGAUAACGAUGAAGCGGAGUCUAAUAGCGGUGCAGGAUCGGCCAGUGAAGAUGAGGACUUAUCAUAUUCACAAAUAAAGAGGAUCAAGCUCCAUCCUCUCGACCUCACGACCAAAGUGUGACGUCACUACAGACGUUGCUAAAUCUUAGUGCCGUUUAAAAACUCUAUCAAAUGAUCAGUGAACCUGUCAAGGCCAGUAAAUCGGAUUGUGAUUUUAAAUUAAGUAGGACAAUGAUACAUUCCGGAAUAGUUUGUGAAUUUGUUUUUGAAUUUAUAGAGUCUAUCCAAAUACGUAAAUUAAGUAGCAUACUAGUUAAUGUGUUAUUGGUAAACCCGGUUGAUGGUUGUACAAAUUGUAUUGUAAAUAAAUAAAUUAUUUUGUAAUGAUAAGUAUUCUAUAUAAAUGUAGUUAGUGGAUUUUGAGUGGAACCAGCCCGGUGUUGCAACAUUCCAUUUUUAUGAAACAUUGUAUAUUUUUUUUGUAUAUUCUGAUUAUAAUUUAUUUUGAGUUUAGUAGAAUUCUUUGAUCAGCGUGUUGUUUGCGAGUUAAAGCAUUAGUUUCGGGUGCAUUGUGAGCGAAUUUUUGUAAUAAUUUGUAUUUUUAAAUAAUGUUUCUAUUUAACCUUUUGAUCUUGAAGUCAAAGAUUGCAUAAUCACUAUUAUAAUGGGUAUUUAUUAGCUUAAGUUAUGUAUUAAAUACAUCGAAUUUAUGUUCAAUAUCUAGGGACCAAAAUACAAAUACAGUCGGUAAAAACGACAUAAAAUGUUCAUGCAUUUCCAUACAAACUUGUAAUAGACAUUUUAGUUAACAUAUUUUUAUUAGAAAAAAUAUACUCUAUAAUGAACAGCAUUCCUAUGUAUUUGCUCAAUAUAUAAACUGAUGUUUAUGUAUAUCCUUAUAUACUCAUGGUAGUAAAAUU
Molecule: messenger RNA, 2268 nt
Organism: Hyposmocoma kahamanoa
Lineage: Eukaryota; Metazoa; Arthropoda; Insecta; Lepidoptera; Cosmopterigidae
Product: knirps-related protein-like
Exons: 3
Coding region: 369-1469 (366 amino acids)
Biological process (GO): regulation of DNA-templated transcription
Molecular function (GO): DNA-binding transcription factor activity; zinc ion binding; sequence-specific DNA binding
Source: RefSeq, a predicted model, not a curated record